UUUUUCUGUCUCCAUGCGUUUCUGUCCAGUGUUGACAGGAACCAGCUGCUGAGGUUCAUCCACUGCUGUGCUGCCUGUGACGUCCAGCAGGAGGCAGCAUCAGGCCUGCUGAGGACUCUGCAGCACAGCUUGGAUCUGUCCUGCUCCUCCUGUGUGGAGCCACCAGAGGAGGAUCAGACUGAGCCUCUGAGUCUGUCUGCUGAUGACUGCAGGGCCGUCUCCACCAUCCUGACACACAGCAGCCGGGACACACAGCUGGACCUGCGAGACUGUGAGGUGGAGGACAGCGUGCUGGACCUGCUGUUUCCUGUCCUCCACAGGGUCCGCCUCAGAGUCAGUAAAACUGUCCUCCUCCAGCUGCUGUCUCUGGUUCCUGUGAACAGUGAGAGGGACACAGUGAGGCGGGCGGUGUCCCUGUGUAGAGCCCUGGGUGGAGAGCUGGAUCUCAGUCACACCACACUGGAUCAGAGGGUCUGUGGGGCUUUGGUCCAGAUGCUGGACUCGUGUGAGGGGCUGACAGAGCUGGACCUCAGUCACUGUCAGCUCACUGACCAGCUGCUGCUCCCUCUCAUCACACAUCUGCACAAAGUCCAAGUCCUAGAUCUGAGUCACAAUCAGAUCACUGAUGCUUCGACUGAUGUGUUACUGCAGCUGCUCUCCAUCAACCCCUCCAUCCACUCUGUGCGACUCUUCAGCAACAACAUCGUGCACAGAGCAGCCUUCAAGGAACACACGCAGUUUGAGAUCUGGUGAAGCACUCGUCAUCAUCUUUAUCAUCGUCGUCAUGAUCGUCAUCAUCAGGGAGAUGUAUUUUUAUGGUCUCAGUAAAAACUCUCGCAAUUGCUUCAUACUAAUCUGUAAUAUACAAGAGCAAUAAUAGGUCAGCGUAGUAAGCGUUAAUAACUACUUUAGAGUAUUUUCUUUUUCAUGUCGUUAUUAAAAUGCUUUGUUUUAUUUAUUUGUGUAGAAACGAGCACGUCUCAUGUUUCUGCUAAUUUUUAUUUUAUGGAGCUCUGAAGCCAUCUAGUGGUCAUCCCAAUAUUUACACAUCAGGUUGUAUUAUUGUGAUUAAAAUAUUUUCAAUUAGUGAAAAAACAAAGUGAGGCUGUAACAGUUACACUGUACAUUGUACAGUUGUGAGUCAGCUUUGUUUAUUUUUGGUACUUCUGCAAUAACUGCACUGAUUUUUGUGUACUCGCACACAAAUGUUGAUUCCACGAAAUACAAACAGAUACUGAAAAGUGUAACAGCUGCAUUGUUUAUUGAACAAAUAAUGAACAAGUUCUCACAAUCAUCUCUUCCCGAUGGACGUCACAGCCGAAGCAUAAUGUGUUGUACAUGUAUUUUUCAUUUAUUGUAUUUACCAACAUCAAGACGUUGCAAGCAAGCAGCACAUUAAAGACGUGCAGUGUUUUCAGAAAGACAUUUUUUAGACCGGCUGUUAUUUUGUUACUACAGAUAUGUGAAAUGUCCUGUUAUGGUUUAUUAUACACAGGCAAAUCAUUUAAACAUUAUAGUCCAUUGUAAAGAGGUGAUUGUGAGAACUUGUUCAAUAUUUGUUUAAUAAAAGAUUCAGCGGUUGCAUACUUUAUA
Molecule: messenger RNA, 1593 nt
Organism: Oreochromis niloticus (Nile tilapia)
Lineage: Eukaryota; Metazoa; Chordata; Actinopteri; Cichliformes; Cichlidae
Product: NACHT, LRR and PYD domains-containing protein 14
Exons: 4
Molecular function (GO): protein binding
Source: RefSeq, a predicted model, not a curated record